AUGUCAGACGAAGACAGCAACAGUGGCUGGCAGUUGACAGAGUCGGAUCCUGGAGUGUUCACGGAACUUUUGAAAUCUCUCGGAGUGCCGUUAAUUGUCGAUGAUCUCUACUCGUUAGACGCCGAAUCACUGGCCGCACUCAAACCCAUACACGCCCUCAUCUUCCUAUUCAAAUGGGUACCGACAAAAGAUUCAGACGGCGGGCCUGCAGGAACAUACGAUCCCGAUUUCCCUGGGUUCUUCGCCCACCAAGUUGUCAACAACGCCUGUGCAACCCUGGCUGUCGUAAAUGCGCUGGGGAACAUCCCCUCGCUACCAACAGGCCCACAGUUGGCGGAGCUGCUGAGCUUCACCACCGGAAUGGAUCCACAGACUCGUGGUUUGGUCCUCACGAGCGCCGACUGGUUGAGGGAAGCCCACAACGCACUGUCUCCACCCAAUGCCAUCUCUUUGGAUGGUUUGGAAUUGCCUAGACAGGCCGAAGAGGCUUAUCACUUCGUUGUGUACCUGCCCUACAUGGGGGCAGUGUAUGAGCUUGACGGCUUGAAACCACAUGCUGUCCGGCAUGGAGCGUACGAGGAGUCGGGAGAAGGGUGGUUGAAGACUGCAAGAGAGGUAAUCGAAGCUCGGAUAAAUACCUAUCCAAUGGGAGCUCUCGAAUUCAGCCUUUUGGCUUUGCACGAUGACCCCCUUCCUACGCUCCAGUCUCAACUGCAAGAGGCGCAGACUGCUGGAAACAGCGCCGUAGAGGCAGAUCUCCUUGCCAGGAUUUCCAACGAAAACGCGAAACGCGAAAAUUGGGCUUUCGAGAACAGUCUCAGGCGGCACAAUCAUGUUAGCCUAGUACAUGGGUUGCUUUUAGCUCUGGCUAAAAUUGGGAAGCUGGAACCAGCAACGACUAAAGCUAAGGAGACUAUGAAGGAAAAAAUCAAGAAGAAGAAGGAGUCCGGAGAAGCUAUGGACGAAGAUUGA
Messenger RNA from Coprinopsis cinerea okayama7#130, 972 nucleotides. Its product is annotated as ubiquitin-specific protease. The transcript is spliced from 5 exons. Lineage: Eukaryota; Fungi; Basidiomycota; Agaricomycetes; Agaricales; Psathyrellaceae. Gene Ontology annotation, cellular component: cytoplasm. Gene Ontology annotation, molecular function: cysteine-type deubiquitinase activity. The record is from RefSeq and is a predicted model, not a curated record. Gene Ontology annotation, biological process: ubiquitin-dependent protein catabolic process; protein deubiquitination. The coding region runs from base 1 to 972 and encodes 323 amino acids.